Oenanthe melanoleuca is the source of this 2295-nucleotide messenger RNA. It is a transcript of the gene SMAP2, whose product is annotated as small ArfGAP2. The transcript has 10 exons. Bases 56 to 1297 code for a protein of 413 amino acids. The record is from RefSeq and is a predicted model, not a curated record. NCBI's taxonomy places the organism in Eukaryota, Metazoa, Chordata, Aves, Passeriformes, Muscicapidae. Gene Ontology annotation, molecular function: GTPase activator activity.
AGCAGGAAGCGGGCGGGCCGGCCGUGACCCGCGGGCGGGCAGCGCCGGCCGCGCCAUGACGGGAAAAUCGGUGCGGGACGUGGAGCGCUACCAGGCGGUGCUGGCCGGGCUGCUGGCCGAGGACGAGAACAAGUUCUGCGCCGACUGCCAGGCCAAAGGGCCACGAUGGGCAUCCUGGAACAUCGGGGUGUUCAUCUGCAUCCGCUGUGCUGGGAUCCACAGGAACCUGGGGGUUCACAUAUCCAGGGUCAAAUCUGUCAACCUCGACCAGUGGACACAGGAACAGAUUCAGUGCGUGCAGGAGAUGGGGAAUGGCAAAGCCAAUCGUCUGUACGAAGCUUACCUGCCUGAGAACUUCAGGAGGCCCCAGACAGACCAAGCUGUGGAGAGUUUUAUCCGAGAUAAAUAUGAGAAAAAAAAAUAUAUGGACAGAAGCAUCGACAUCAACACCUUCAGGAAAGAAAAAGACGACAAAUGGAAAAAGAGCAACGAGUCAGAAAGGAAACUGGAACCCAUCAUCUUUGAGAAGGUGAAAAUGCCUCAAAAGAAAGAUGAAACACAAUCCAGGAAAAGUUCCCCCAAAUCUGAGCCAGUUAUGGAUUUGCUGGGCCUGGACGCCCCGGUGACAACGCCCGUCACCAACGGCCGGCCCUGCAGCCUGGAGAAGGACCUGGACCUGUUUGCAUCCGUGGGAUCCAGCUCAGACUCCAGGAAGGUCGUUGGCUCCAUGCCAACCUCUGGAAGUGCUGGCUCUGUUCCUGAAAACCUGAACCUGUUCCCGGAGCCUGGAGGCAAAGGGGAGGAGGUGGGGAAGAAGCAGCUCUCCAAAGACUCCAUCCUGUCCCUCUAUGGCUCCCAAACGUCCCAGGUGCCAGCACAAGGCCCGAUGUUCCUGGCUCCAGCUCAGCUGGGCUACCCCGCCUCUCCCUACGCCUUCCCGGCCGUGCCCCCCUCGGGCAGCCUGCUGGGGGGCGUGGUGGCCCCGCCCGUGGGGCUGCUGGCCCAGCCGGGGGCUGCGGGGCUGGUGGCCCCGGUGGCCAUCCCGGCCGGCUACGUGGGCGGCGUGCUGGCCGUGGGCUCGCAGCAGCAGCAGCAGCAGCAGCCGCCGGGCUACGCGGGGACCCCGCCCGUGCUCGGGGCGCCGCCGGCGCAGCAGCUGCACUGGAACCUGGCCCAGGUGACCCAGCAGAUGGCUGGGAUGAACUUCUAUGGAGCCAGUGGGAUGCUGGGCUAUGGCCAGUCCAUGGGAGGAGGAGCAGGAGCAGCCCAGGGCAGCAACCCCUCCCUGUGGAAAUGAGCCCACCUGUGACCAUUUCUGCCUUUGUUCUGUCCCCCAGACCUGCUCCAUCACAUUCAGGGUUUAUUUUUUAUUUUUUCCUUUAAGGUUUGGGGAGCCAAACCCACCUCCCUCAACCUGAAAUUUAUAUUUUUUUUGUUGUUGUUGUUUUUUCCAUCCCUGAGCUGCAUCUCUGCCUUCCCACUGUCACAGCCAUGGGGACAGCUGUGUCCUCAGCACAGUCAAUGCACACAGGGAGGGGAGGGCAGGGGGUCCCUCCCUGCUCUGAGCCCCCCCUGAGUCCUGGGUAGCACUUGAUGCCCUGCUGGGCACUGAGAAACCUGCAACAGAACCUGCAAAAUCUGGGCUGAAUCCUGCCCAGAAUUCCUCACUUCAAUGCCAGUGUUAGAUUUAUUAUUUUUUGUUGUUGUUGUUGUUUUUUUGGGGUGGGGGAACCUGUUUGGUGCUGAGGAACUGGAUUUAAGAUUUAAGCCGAGCCCAGGGGCAAGCAAGCCUUGCUACCUCCUCCCUGCCCCCAUCUCCUUGGAACCAAAGCCCUGUCCCAGCCCUGAGCAAGCAGGAAUCUGCCCAGAGUGGGGCCAAGCUGGUGGAAUGUCACAAACUUGCACUGCAGAGGGGAUUUUCUGGCUGCUGUUGGGAUUUUGGAUGGGAUUUCACUUCUAACAAUCUUAACCAGAGUUCAUUCUCCAGAGCCCUGUGCAAGUUUUCUUACACUUUUAAAAAUUUACUCUCACAUCCUAAUUUAUACUUUUUUUUUUUUUUUUUUUCAUAUAUAUUUUUUUUUUCUGUUUUGUUUUGUCCUUGUUGUCGUUGUUCCUGUGUAAAAUCCUGGUUCCCCUCCUUCCCUGGCUCGCUUGGGACAUUUUAAUCUUUAGGCAGAUUUCUUUUUCUCAUCUUUAGUAGAACCCAAAACUGCUUCAAAAUUCAGCAAGAAGUCGGACUUGUGGUCUGCUCUCUCCUGUGGAUAUGUAAAUUCCCAAAUAAAAUAUUGCAGUGGA